AUGUCCUGUGGCAGCCUGUGUGUCCCCUCCUGUGGGGUGGCCACCCCGGCCCCUCUGGCUGACACGUGCAACGAGCCCUGCGUGCGGCAGUGCCCCGACUCCACGGUGGUGAUCCAGCCCCCGGCCUCAGUGGUCACCUUCCCCGGGCCCAUCCUCAGCUCCUUCCCCCAGCAGAGCGUGGUUGGCUCAGCAGGAGCCCCCGGCGUUGGAGGGGGCUACGGGGGCACUUUUGGAGGCCGUGGGGGCUACGGAGGCUAUGGGGGUUAUGGGGGUUAUGGCUAUGGGGGUUAUGGUUAUGGGGGCUAUGGGGGUUAUGGGGGUUGGGGUUAUGGAGGCCUUGGGGGCUAUGGGGGCUAUGGGGGCUGUGGCUAUGGGGGCUGGGGCCGUGGCUGGGGCCGUGGCAGCUGUGGCUCCUGCUAA
Molecule: messenger RNA, 420 nt
Organism: Pipra filicauda (Wire-tailed manakin)
Lineage: Eukaryota; Metazoa; Chordata; Aves; Passeriformes; Pipridae
Product: claw keratin-like
Exons: 1
Coding region: 1-420 (139 amino acids)
Cellular component (GO): intermediate filament
Molecular function (GO): structural constituent of cytoskeleton
Source: RefSeq, a predicted model, not a curated record